AUUGGACCAAGCUUUGUAGUUGGAUAAGUGUACAUGGCUUAAAAUACUACGGUUGUCAAAAGAUUGCAAGAUGGAUACAGCUAAACUUGUAGUACUACCACUGAUAUGGUCAAUUUUGGCAGUGGCGGGUCAAAAUAUCUUCAGUGAAGAUAGUGUGAUGGAAAGAUGUCCUCUUACAAAUACUGAGAAUCUAGAGUAUUUCAUAAACUCUACUGCCAAAAAAAUUAUCCUUUCUCAUUUAAAUCUGAUGGAGGCCCAGAUGAAUAAAUACAGGAUAGAGUUGAGCGAUCUAAAAACCCAAAUCACCGAGAAUAUAAAAAAUUUGCCUAAUGAUGAUCCAACAGAAGCUGCAAAAAUAGGUGUUCGGCUCAUAAACGGAAGUUCUUUAGGCCAAGGAAGAGUUGAAGUUUACAUGAAUGGAACAUGGGGGACAGUAUGUGGUGACAAUUGGGACUAUAAAGAUGCCAAUGUGAUCUGUAGACAAAUCUUUGGAAUUGAUGGCGGUCACCCCAUUUCAAGGGUUAAACAGGCUCAGCCGUUGUUUGACUUGCCUGAAAUGAGGAAACUCGACCGCAUCACAGAAAAGCUAGCUCACUGGCGAGGCAGUAUAAGUUCCUAUAUCUGUCCCCACUACACUUCUCCCCGCUCAGGGAAGCUUCGACCCGAAGCUUCACAUGAGUUCUCUCUUAGUGUCUGGGCCUCUUCAGUUACGGGAUCCCGGCGCUCCCAGUACCUGGACACAAAGUCCUAG
This is a messenger RNA of Saccostrea cuccullata (small rock oyster), 751 nucleotides long. RefSeq names its product deleted in malignant brain tumors 1 protein-like. The transcript is spliced from 4 exons. Lineage: Eukaryota; Metazoa; Mollusca; Bivalvia; Ostreida; Ostreidae. Bases 71 to 751 code for a protein of 226 amino acids. The record is from RefSeq and is a predicted model, not a curated record. Gene Ontology annotation, cellular component: membrane.